GAAAGAAGAAGAGAAUAGCCCCCCUCGCACCUUAUCCUAUCCUCUCUUUCUCUCUCUAAAAAUCUCUCUUCUACUAUAUUUUCUCAAUCACUAUUUGACCCCUCUCCUCUCUCUUAUUCCCCUAUACCUUUUACUUCCUCCUCAUUGUCACCACCCACAACACCCUUCUCUCUUCUUCUUCUUCUUCUAUCUUCUUCUUCUUGCUCUCUCUUUCUCACCCUUCAUCUACACUACUUUAGGGUGUAAUUCAAUAUCUAAGGCUUAGUUUUGAGUUUUCUUGAUCAAAUUCAGGAUAUUAUAAGUUCUUUUAUGUGAAUUGGUAAUGGCUCCUAAAGCUGGGAAAACUAAGCCACACAAGAGUAAAGGAGAGAAGAAGAAGAAGGAAGAGAAAGUUUUGCCCACUGUCAUUGAGAUAAGUGUGGAAACACCAGACGAAUCCCAAGUGACACUCAAGGGUAUCUCCACAGACAGAAUCUUGGAUGUAAGGAAGCUCUUGGCGGUCCAUGUUCAGACUUGCCACUUCACCAACUUCUCUCUCUCUCACCAGGUGCGUGGCACUAGACUCAAGGACUCCGUUGACAUCGUAUCUCUUAAGCCCUGCCACCUCACCAUCGUCGAAGAGGAUUACACGGAGGAACAAGCCACCGCGCACAUACGGCGGCUCUUGGACAUCGUCGCUUGCACCAACGCAUUUGGUCCAUCGAAACCGCCGGUGUCUCGUACGCCUCCCAAUGAAAAGAAGGAGUCCGGCUCGACUGAGGGAGAUUCUCCGGCCGACAAGGAUGCAGGUGAUUCAGGUUCCGGUCUCAGCCCUAAGGCUCAGGCGGCGGAAGGCACCGAUAAGGGUGAAAUCAACAUGUGCCCACCGACUCGUCUUGGGCAGUUCUACGAGUUUUUCUCCUUCUCUUAUCUUACUCCUCCGAUUCAAUAUAUCAGGAGGUCUGUUCGUCCACCCAAAGAAGAGAAAGGAUUAGAUGACCUGUUUCAAAUCGAUAUUAAAGUAUCAACUGGGAAACCGUUCACGGUUGUUGCAUCAAGAACAGGUUUUUAUCCAGCUGGGAAACAGCAACUUCUGUGUCACUCCUUGGUUGAGCUGCUGCAACAGAUCAGCCGGCCAUUUGAUGCGGCUUAUGAUGCUCUUAUGAAAGCUUUUAUUGAGCACAAUAAGUUUGGCAACCUUCCUUACGGUUUCCGAGCAAACACUUGGGUAGUUCCUCCGGUUGUUGCAGAUAGCCCAUCUACUUUCCCGUCACUUCCAGUGGAGGAUGAGACAUGGGGAGGAGAUGGCGGUGGGGUGGGCCGGUCUGGUAAGCAUGACCAAAGGAAAUGGGCAAAGGAAUUUGCGAUUUUGGCAGCAAUGCCCUGUAAAACACCUGAAGAGAGACAGGUUCGAGAUAGGAAGGCCUUUCUACUCCACAGUCUAUUUGUCGACGUUUCAGUAUUCAAAGCAGUGGAAACAAUAAAAAAUGUAGUAGAGAGUAAUCAACGCUCACCAAAGGAUCCUGCUGCACUGGCUUUCCAUGAAGAAAGAAUAGGUGAUUUAAUCAUAAGGGUGGCUAGAGAUGAUCCUGAUGCAAGUGCCAAGCUUGACCGAAAGAGUGAUGGGACCCAGGUCCUAGAGAUCUCUCAGGAAGAACUUGCUCAAAGGAAUUUGCUUAAAGGGAUCACUGCUGAUGAGAGUGCGACAGUUCAUGAUACGUCUACCUUGGGGGUGGUGGUUGUAAGACAUUGUGGUUGUACAGCCAUUGUAAAGGUUGCUCCUGAAUUUAACUUGAAUGGUGGCCAGAUACUACAGGAUAUCGACAUUGAAGACCAAUCAGAAGGAGGUGCAAAUGCACUGAAUGUAAAUAGCUUGAGAACUCUAUUGCACAAGUCGUCAACGCCGUCUAGCUUAGCUCAGAGAUCACCAAAUGCAGACUCAGAACAAAUACGUGUGGCUAAGUCCCUUGUGAGGAAAGUAUUUGAGGACAGUCUAAAGAAAUUGGAGACUGAACCCUCAAGAAAUUAUAAGCCUAUAAGGUGGGAAUUAGGAGCUUGUUGGGUGCAACAUCUGCAAAAUCAAGCUUCAAGUAAAAGUGAGUCUAAGAAAACUGAAGACGCCAAGCCUGAACAAGCUGUUAAGGGUCUUGGGAAGCAAGGUGCACUGCUGAAAGAGAUAAAAAGGAAGAUUGAUGUGAAAGCCAACAAGACUGAACAGGGCAAAGAGGACACUGACAAUAAAUCAGAAACUGAGGAUCAAAAGGAACUCGAGAAACAAAACGAGGAAAUGGAAAAGAUGUGGAAAGAGCUAGUGACAGAAACUGCCUACCAGCGCCUUAAAGAAUCAGAAACUGGUUUUCAUCUCAAGUCACCAAAAGAGCUGAUUGAGAUGGCCCGCAAAUACUACACUGACACUGCUCUUCCAAAAUUGGUGGCAGACUUUGGAUCUCUUGAACUCUCACCAGUCGAUGGGAGAACUCUGACAGACUUUAUGCAUACCAGAGGCUUGCAAAUGCAUUCCUUAGGGAGAGUGGUCGAACUGGCUGAAAAGCUCCCUCAUGUGCAAUCCCUCUGUGUUCAUGAAAUGGUUGUUCGGGCAUAUAAGCAUAUACUGCAGGCUGUUGUGGCAGCUGUUGGAAACACCGCUGAUCUGGCCAUCUCAAUAGCAACAUGCUUAAAUGUCUUGUUGGGAACACCGUCUGACACUGAGAGUAUAUGUGAUGAAAAGAUAAAAUGGACCUGGGUGGAAACAUUCAUUUCCAAGAGGUUUGGGUGGGAUUGGAAGUAUGAAGGCUGCCAGGAACUAAGAAAAUUCGCCAUUCUUAGAGGAUUGUCUCACAAGGUUGGACUGGAGCUUGUUCCUAAAGACUAUGAGAUGGACACGUCAUAUCCUUUUAAGAAGUUUGAUAUAAUCAGUAUGGUUCCUGUGUAUAAGCACGUAGCAUGUUCAUCUGCCGAUGGACGCACUUUGUUGGAAUCAUCCAAAACCUCCUUAGAUAAAGGCAAACUGGAGGAUGCUGUCAAUUAUGGCACCAAGGCAUUAGCAAAGCUUGUAGCAGUGUGCGGCCCAUACCAUAGAAUGACUGCUGGAGCAUAUAGCCUCCUCGCUGUUGUGCUGUACCAUACUGGAGAUUUUAACCAGGCUACCAUAUAUCAGCAGAAAGCACUCGACAUAAAUGAAAGGGAACUUGGACUUGAUCACCCAGACACAAUGAAAAGCUACGGCGACCUGGCCGUCUUCUAUUAUCGUCUUCAGCAUACAGAGUUAGCCUUGAAGUAUGUGAACCGUGCAUUGUACCUUUUGCAUCUAACAUGUGGACCAUCACAUCCAAAUACAGCUGCCACUUAUAUUAACGUAGCAAUGAUGGAAGAAGGGAUGAAGAAUGCCCAUGUGGCUUUAAGAUACCUUCAUGAAGCGUUGAAAUGUAACCAGCGACUACUUGGAGCUGAUCAUAUCCAGACUGCUGCAAGCUACCAUGCCAUUGCUAUUGCUCUUUCUCUGAUGGAUGCAUACUCCUUAAGCGUCCAACACGAGCAGACCACUCUACAGAUUCUACAAGCAAAACUAGGCCCCGAGGAUCUUCGGACACAGGAUGCCGCUGCGUGGCUUGAAUAUUUCGAGUCUAAAGCUCUGGAACAGCAAGAAGCUGCACGAAAUGGUACUCCCAAGCCAGACGCCUCUAUUUCAAGCAAAGGCCAUCUCAGUGUAUCAGACCUGUUGGAUUAUAUAACCCCGGAUUCUGGUAUUAAAGCAAGAGAUGCUCAAAGGAAAGCUCGCCCAAAGGUCAAAGGAAAACCAGGACAAAGUCCAGGACCUGUGUCAGAAGAAAAUCAGAAAGAUGAUGAAAUUCUGAGUCCAGCUCAUGUCACUGGGGAGAGUUCAAGUGAUAAAGAGAACAAAUCCGAAGCAAAAUCUGAAGAAAAAAAAGUUGAAAAUAUUGAUUUGGAACCUCAAGACCAGCUGAAGCUGGUUAAGCCUGUAGCCACGGUCCAAGAGGAUAAUGACCCCGACGAAGGAUGGCAGGAAGCAGUCCCAAAAAACCGUUAUCUUUCUGGGCGUAGAACCCGACCCAGUCUGGCAAAGCUGAACACAAACUUCAUGAAUGUGACUCAGCAGACAUCAAGAAGCAGAGGAAAAUCCACUAAUUUCACAUCCCCAAAGACUAGCUCUAAUGAGCUUUCAAUUUCUGUUUCUGGUUCCACUUCUUCCCAUGCCCCGAAGAUGUUUGUCAAGAACACGAGUUUGAACAGAAAGCAAAACAGUUCCAAUAUGGUGGGAGAAAGACCAGUUAACGAUAAACCAGCCAUGGCAAUCCCAGCUUGCACUGAACAGAUCAACAAGCCGACUUCGAUGGUGAGUCCUGUGAAUGUCAAAGCUGGAAAACUGUUUUCCUAUAAGGAGGUUGCACUAGCACCCCCUGGAACGAUCGUAAAAUUAGCUGCAGAGCAGUUGCCAGAAGAAUCGAAAUCCCCAGAGAUUUUGGAUACGGCAAAAAUUGCAGUGGAUGGUCCUCAAAAGGAUAAUGCGGAGAGCGAGAAUAUGCAUGUGGCUGCAGAAACGGAAAACACUGAUAGCGGUCAACAAGAAAGGGUGGUUGUUGGUGGAUUGAACUUGACGAGCUCACCAAAAGAAAUCAAGAAUGUGGAGGCCGUAAAGACAGCUGACGAAGCAUUUUCAACAGAGGCAGCCAUAUCAAAUACAAGACAAGGAAAAACUGAGGGUGCACAAAUGUCUGAGGAUUCAAAUACAUGUCAAUUGAAUAAGUCACCAACACCAAAAGAUUCGAGUGGUAGUGGAUCACCAGUUGGAGUUGAGCUACAAAAGGAUUUAUCUGAUACUGAACUGAAGACAGUAGAUGGCGAAACAGAAAAUCUGCCCAAUGGAGACUCGAGCCCAAAGUCAUCAAUAGCUGUAGAUGGAGAAAAGCAAGACGCAUGCGAAGCACAAAAAGAGAUGAGCAAGAAGCUCUCUGCUUCUGCGCCGCCGUAUACCCCAACAACCAUUCCAAUUUUUGGAUCGAUUGCAGUUCCAGGAUUCAAAGACCAUGGUGGAAUCCUUCCCUCUCCAUUGAAUAUGCCGCCAAUGCUUCCUGUUAACCAUGUCCGCAGAUCAACUCCUCAUCAGUCAGUAACAGCUCGAGUUCCCUAUGGACCUAGGCUCUCAGGUGGUGGUUACAAUCGUUCUGGAAACAGGGUUCCGCGUAACAAACCAAGCUUUUCCAAUAGCACAGAGUCCAAUGGCGAGGCUAAUCAAUUCAAUGGCCCAAGAAUAAUGAACCCCCAUGCAGCUGAGUUCAUACCUAGUCAACCUUGGGUUUCUAAUGGGUAUCCAGUGCCACCAAAUGGCUAUUUAGUAUCUCCAAAUGGGGCAGAAAUAACACAGAAUGGGUACCCGCUGUCGCCGGUAGCCGGUGGAUAUCCGUGUAACAUGUCCGUUACACAGCCUCAGAAUGGACUUAGCAUACCUACACCAGUUGCUUUGGAGGAUCUACCUGGUGCCGAAAGCUCUGAGGAGAAGAGCGGAAGCGAAGAAGAAAGCAACAAUGAGAAAAAAGCUGGAGAGGAUGAAGAAGCCAUUGCACAAGCAACUACAGAUGCACUUGAAAAUGGACAUUUGACAGUAGGUGAAGUGAAAACCACAUCUCAUGAGACCUCUGACGAGAAAAAUGGAGAACGACAGGGAGGCAAGUGCUGGGGAGAUUACAGCGAUAAUGAAAUCGAGCAAAUUGAAGUUACAAGUUGAAGAAGCUACUGUCUGUCACUGAAGUAUUAACAUUGAGGCUAAAGGAAUGGGGAAACAUUUUGGCUCCAUUGAUGAGAGGUUGAGGUACACGAUCAUCAUUUGAUAAAAGCAUUUUUACAUGUGAAUGUUUUGUGUUUUAGCGCAGGACCAAGGCUCGUCACUCCUGCUUUAACAACUUUUCUCCUGCUUUCAGUUUUUGGUUUCCGUGGCUGAAAACUAGAAAUAUUCAACUCCUUAAUAAAGAUUUGCCCUUUUGUGUUCUUCUAUU
Molecule: messenger RNA, 5990 nt
Organism: Capsella rubella
Lineage: Eukaryota; Viridiplantae; Streptophyta; Magnoliopsida; Brassicales; Brassicaceae
Product: protein TSS
Exons: 23
Coding region: 323-5722 (1799 amino acids)
Biological process (GO): organelle organization
Cellular component (GO): cytoplasm
Molecular function (GO): protein binding
Source: RefSeq, a predicted model, not a curated record